Molecule: messenger RNA, 524 nt
Organism: Podarcis muralis (Common wall lizard)
Lineage: Eukaryota; Metazoa; Chordata; Lepidosauria; Squamata; Lacertidae
Gene: RPS26
Product: ribosomal protein S26
Biological process (GO): translation
Cellular component (GO): ribosome; cytosolic small ribosomal subunit
Molecular function (GO): mRNA binding; structural constituent of ribosome
Source: RefSeq, a predicted model, not a curated record
UUUUUUCACCGUGGGCGGAAAUGAGGUGAAGCGUUUCCGCCUCGCGGAGGGAUAGCUAUAUAAGGAUCGCAGGGCGGCCGCCGGAUCCUCUUUCGCCUCUUCUUGAGCGCCGAAAUGACCAAGAAGAGAAGGAAUAACGGCCGUGCCAAGAAGGGCCGGGGUCAUGUCCAGCCUAUUCGCUGUACCAAUUGUGCCCGCUGCGUCCCAAAGGACAAGGCCAUUAAGAAGUUUGUCAUCCGAAACAUAGUAGAAGCAGCCGCAGUCCGAGAUAUCUCGGAAGCAAGUGUGUUUGACUCAUAUGUGCUGCCCAAACUCUAUGUGAAGCUUCACUAUUGUGUUAGCUGUGCCAUCCACAGCAAGGUGGUGAGGAACCGUUCCCGUGAGGCCCGGAAGGACCGUACCCCUCCACCCCGGUUCAGGCCUGCUGGUGCUGCACCAAGACCACCCCCUAAGCCUAUGUAAAGAGAUGGUUUGAAUGAUGCCAGUUUCUACUAUUGACACAAUAAAUUUACAGCUGGUCUUUA